This is a messenger RNA of Sphaerodactylus townsendi, 3794 nucleotides long. It is a transcript of the gene FAM13C, whose product is annotated as family with sequence similarity 13 member C. NCBI's taxonomy places the organism in Eukaryota, Metazoa, Chordata, Lepidosauria, Squamata, Sphaerodactylidae. The record is from RefSeq and is a predicted model, not a curated record. Bases 1 to 1839 code for a protein of 612 amino acids. The transcript has 14 exons.
AUGCCAUGCCGCCUUCGGGGGUGCCGCCGCUGCAAGCGAUCCCGGGAGCAGCCCGCCGGCGCCGCUGAGCUCCCCCCACUGAUGUUUUCUUGCUUCUGCUUCAGCCUCCAGGAGAACUCCUUCCCCAGCUCUGCGCUGCCGGAAGAUGAAAACAAAGAAAACUGUCCAGACGCAGCUGUAGUCUUAGACGAAAACCAGGCAGUGCUCCAGGAUACCCAGACACCCUGUGAUGGCACGUUAAGGGUUGGAAUGGGGAACUUAAAAUCCAGAAAGCCCACCUCCAUUACAAAAACAGAAAAUGGGAAAAAUCGUGAAGAAAGUCAGGAGAUGGGAAAUGCAUUACCGUGGCUCUCGGACUGUCAAAGGAAAACGGGGACACCGGCUAAUGACUACUCUGAAAAUGCAGCUUUUCGAUACCAGGAAACAGUUAUCAAAUUUCAGCCCAGGACAGAUCAGAGUGCAUUCAUUUCACCAAAGGACCCUGCUGAACCUUUACACAGCUUCACAGAGGAAGAAACUCCUCACCUGCUGGCUUCAAAGGAUCCAGUCGCUCCCUCGGUCCAAAUUGGGGCACAAGCGGAUGGGGACAGCUGCGCAGAGCCUGGGCAGAGCUACAAAGAGAUUCAGACUGAUGCAGACAAUGGCCAUGAAGACCAUCACUCCUUAGGGACCAGCCGAUUGUUGUACCACAUUACGGAUGGAGAUAAUCCUCUGCUGUCUCCUCGCUGCUCCAUUUUUAGCCAAAGCCAGAGAUUUAAUUUAGACCCGGAGUCAGCUCCUUCGCCGCCAAGUGCUCAACUGUUCAUGAUGCCAAGAAGUUCUUCUCGGGGUAACUGUGAUGACUGCAAAGAGCCACAGACGAUCGCACAACUCACCAAGCACCUGCAGAGUCUUAAGAGGAAAAUCAGGAAAUACGAAGAAAAGUUUGAGCAAGAAAAGAAUUAUCGGCCUUCCCACGCCGACAAAAUUGCCAGUCCCGAAGUAAUGAAAUGGAUGAACGAUUUGGCCAAAUGUCGUAAACAGCUCAAAGAGUUGAAGCUCAAAAUGUCAGAAGAACAAAGCUGCCCCCUCAAAGCGCCCCAAAGAAACUUGCACCAGGACAGCUCCAAGGAGACCGUGAAGCAAGAUGCGGCUGGAGCUCCCAUGAGUCCUUCCGUAGAAGAAACCAUGGACGCCAUGUUGAGGCAACUGAAGGAGAAACGGCAGCAACUCAGCAUCCCUGAGAACAUCAAGGCCAUGACCAAAAAGCAAAUGGCUUUGGAAAAACUCACUCUCCAGAAAAGCCUACUGUAUUUUGAAAGUAUUCAUGGACGACCUGCCAGCAAGCAAGAUAGGAGUCUGAUGAAGCCUCUGUACGAACGCUACAGGAUUAUCAAGCAGCUUCUGUCGACACCGACUUUGAUCACCACCAUUGAGGAAGAAGAUUCUGAUGAAGACCAUUCCCAGAGUAGCUAUGAAUUGUCUUCAGCCACCUCGUCCCUCAACCUGCCUGCUGAUGUUCAUCUGUGCCACUCGGAUGAGGAAAACGAACCUGCCUUUGUCUCACCCCUGGAUGAGAAAAAGGGAAUGAAACAGCCUGCCUUGUCUAUGUCCAACCUGCACGAAGCCACCAUGCCUGUGCUGCUGGAGCAUCUCCGUGAAACCCGAGCGGACAAGAAAAGACUACGGAAAGUGCUGAGAGAGUUUGAGGAACAGUUCUUUAAACAGACAGGAAGGAGUCCCCAAAGGGAAGACCGCAUCCCCAUGUCGGAGGAGUACUCCGAGUACAAGCACAUCAAAGCCAAGCUCCGGCUGCUGGAAGUUCUCAUCAGCAAGCACGACGUUUCCAAAACCAUCUGAAGCUGCCGGCGUUUUGCAAUAGCAAAAAGCUCCCAGGUUGGGAGGAAGAAUCGCGAAAACGAUGUGGGGCUGGUUCUUUCGGCACAACAGCCCGAACUUCGGAUGCACUUUAUUAACGUCGCUGUCCCCCGGCUGAGGAGAGAAGUCGGAGCAGGUGGGAGGGCGCGGGUGGGGAGGUUGGCUUCUGACCUGCGCGUUGUCACCCAUCGCGCUGUCCUACACUCAGCCAAAAACGGGCAGCCUUAUGCAAAUUCAGGAAGCUAGUUUAAGGAAACACCCUUUGGACUCAACGCUCUUCUCUGAAGGCAAAUGGUGUCCUGGCCUAGAGGUGCAGCAACUGAGGGGUUUGUGAGGCGGCAGAACUCUGAGGUGAUAGAAGGGACUUCCCCGCUUCAGAUUGUAGGUAAAGGAUUACAUUGUGCCCACUUCCCUAUAUGUUAAUACUACUCUGCAUGUGGAAAACAGGUACCCCGUGGUAAGGACUAAGUUAGAGAUGUUCUCCCCCAUGCAUUUUUUUUGACUCUCACCAACUACCAUCUGAAGUGGUAAUGCCCAUUUUACCCCUUUGUAAUCCUGUCAGUUCAUUCUGUUUGUAAUGUGGGGGAAACUCCACAUUCAGAGAUGGCAAACUUUUGGAUACAGUGCCAGGAGGCAGCAGCAGGGGAGGCCUCGGCUUCUGUGCCUUGUUCCUCCAGGGUAACUGGCUGGCCACUGUUUGAAACAGGCUACUGGACUAACAGCCCAAUCCCAUUGGGGGGUGGAUUCUAUCGUGGAGGCGCCGCAGGGCUGUGAUGAUGUAUUUGCCUCGUCCAACAAUGUAAGGGGCACCCCUGCCAAUGAGGAGGUAAAGAUGCCAGCAGCUGCUGCCUCUCUGUUCUGCAGUGGCAAAACCUAGAAGGCCAGGUCACUGAGGAGUUGCACUGGCGUCCAAUUGGAUGCCUGCGCAGGAGGAGCGGGAUUCCCCGAGUUGGAACCAAUGUUUGUUGGCUCCCUUCCCCCUGGAUAUGCAAGCAGUUGUGCCACAGCCUGGGGCUUAAGCAUGCAACAUCCUUUGGGGUGGCGUCAAUCAAUUAAGCCCUAGGGAGGGCUUUCCAGCGGUGGGGUUUUUUUGGGGGGGUUGCUUCCACAUGCUGCUGGAAAGCCCCCGGGUGGUGGUGGGGUGGCACUGCAACAGCGCCAUCCUCAACUGCCUCGGGCUGCGGAUUGGGUAUAAAUGGACUUCUGGGUUGAUCCAGUGAGGCUCUUUUUCAUGUUAUUUCUACAGUGGUACUUAAAAUACAGAAAGGACAGUGCAGGCCUUUAAAUGGGGAACCCCAGAUUUUCUCUCUUCAGUUCUUGGGUCAGUGUCAGCCCACCCUUUUGUGGAAGUCUCGUGAAAGGUCUCAAGAAAAAUUAAUUUACCUGUGAACAGUAAACGACCUUUGGGGGCAGGGGGGGGGGGGAAUUCAAGAUUCCUCUUCCAGGUAACAAGCCAGUUCAAAUGGCAUUGCUGAAUCAGCCCCAAAGUUCUUUCUGUUUACUUUUGGGGCUCGCACGGGAUUUCUGGCAGGCUUUUCUGUAGAAAGCACAUUGGAUUCAGAGGUGAAGCUGGAUUAGCAUUUAGGUAAAGAGCCUUGCUUUCCUCUGUGCCUGUUGAGAGAAGAGCCACUCUUGUUGGUUGGAUUCAAGCAGGACUUUCGGUCUUGGCACCACCUGCAACAAGCUAUUCCUGUCCAAACCAGACUCCAGGAGAGUGAGUAGCUGGGAUGGUCAGCACAGUGUACUCUGGAGGCCUCUAGGCCUAACCGCAGGCUCCACUAAUUCCAGGAAGUUGACUUCACGCCUCGCAAAAAGCGAGUUGGCCUGUAAACAAGAGCCUGAGUCUCACAGCAGCUCAUUUUUCCUGAGGAAUUCACACCCUGCUGCCAUCCAAGAAGACGUGAACGGGGUCGCUUUUCAGACCUUGUCAGUCUCUA